ACAUUCAAUCAAAAACAGCAACAGCUUUCGCUGCCCGAGAGAAAGAGCGAGUGAAAAUCCAGCGAGUCCACAGAGAAGUUUCCUCAAUUUCCGAACGCAUCUGCGACUGUGAGCUCGGGCUUCCUGUGGCUCGAUUUCAGGCGCAGGAUAUUCGUUUAGCUGCCGACGCAAGAUGCCGAUGCCGAUGCCAAGGAUGCUGGCCGGGCUCUAACGAAUUUCCCCACAUUUCAGUCUUCGUUUGCCGAGCGUCGUGCGCGCAAGUAUCCCUCAGAUACGCGGAUAGACGGCCUCCAAAAAAAUAAAAAAAAAACAACAAGAUAUACUUAAAAAGAAAAAAAGAGCAAACCUGAGGAAAAAACAAUACAGUACCAUCAGUGCUAGGGAAAAUGUUACAACCAAAGCCGAGGGCAAAUGAAAAGGAAACGGAAACGUGAAAAGUGUAACUGAAAACUUCAUUAUUUUCUUCACACCGCAAAGAAAAACAUAUUUUCCUCGGCACUAUACAUAAUUCAAAGGCAGCAGCAGCUUUUGGAAAAUUCGGAUACCCCAAAAAUGAGUGCGUUAUGAAUCGAGCGAAGGUGGCAAUUAAUUAGGAACGAAAAAAAACACACACACACCCUCACCUGUGGGUGAGAGCUUUAGCAAUGAGCUGCCUCCACUUGAAGAACUUCAAAUGCGCCGAGUGGUCGCAAUCGUUACCAAGGAGUUAAGCACCUGAAUAUCAUAGCAUAGGAACACGCCACACUUGAAGUCAUUUUCCGGGAAGAAUUCUUCUCCUGAAGUCUAUCGAAAAAAGUGGUUUAACAGGGAAUCUCAGCAUGCCACCGAUCAGGCAGCUGGUGGUGGUGGUGCCAGUGGUUCUGGCUCUCCUGUCCCUCCUGGUGGAUCCCUCGUUCGCCCAGCGACCGCUGAUCAUGAACCACACCUUCAGCUCGCUGCCCAUGUCCCAGCAUCCGAGCUUCAACAGUUGGCCAGGUGCCACGGCGGGAAAACAACUGCGCAAUGGGAGGCUCCAUGAGCAGCCUCUGCCCCUGCCUCAACCCACUUUGCCGGUGGCCACGCAGUACGAGGAUUACGAGGCGGCUCCGCCAGGAUCUCGGAGGGAUAACAAGCGGCGACUGGCCCAAAUGGCCCAGCGUCCCGGAAGCGGAAAUGGCGGUCGACGCGGCAUGGAGUCGCUGCGGAAGGAGCUCAUGAAUCCCUCGGUGGGUGGUCCGGGUGGUGGCAUUUCCGGUGCCAGUGCCGGCUAUCCUUCGUACUCCGCCACCUCCUCCAUUGGUCGCAUCGAUGGUUUGGGCCAGGGCAUUGGAUCCGCGGAUCGCUAUGGAGCCCUCUACGAGCUGAAGCAGCCCAGUGGCAUGGCCGCCAUGACAGCCGGUCCCCUGGGAGGACCCUACUCCACCAGACUACCUCCUCUCUACGCCGGUGUGGAUGACCAGCCCAAGCGCUUCAAUCAGCGGAAGAACUCCAUCAGCGAGCUGUACAAACUGAAGAAGGCCCUCAACCAAGCGGAUGAGCCCGCUGGCGGGGUCACACACGGAAACUUCGAGGGGGACCCACAGCCUUCGUCGGCCGACCCGCUGCAGGAAAUCAAGGACCGCAUCCGAGACACAUCUCCAAAUGCGAACACCUACGCUCCCCACACGGAUGCCACGCCUUCGUCGGAGUACGAGUAUGAACUGGGCGUAAAGUGCAAUUUCGAGACCCCUUGCUCCUGGACCUGGGGCAACUACACGGACGGUUUCCAAGUUAUAUCUGGCAUGGAGUUGUUCAAGAAGAACCUCACAGGACUACUGCCAGGGCCCACAGCCGAUAGUAUCGAUGAUGCGAACGGGAAGUUCCUGUACGCCCGCGUGAUCCCGAACUCGAAGCCUCUGAAUCUCACCUCUCCGGAAUUCAGUACCACCAUGGAGAAGUGCUUUCUGGAGGUGUACAUGCACCAAAGCGACAUGAGUCACGGACUCUCCAGGGUGGUGGUGGAACCCCUCCACACAUCCGAGAGCAGUUGGGUUCCGGCCGAGAUCCUGGGCGACAAUCAGCGCCAAUGGACGAGGAAGGUAUAUCGCCUGGGACGCGUUUCCCGCGAUUUCCGCAUCGUUUUCGAGGUGGUUCCCGAACUGCGACCAGGACAGAAGGGUCAUGUGGCGCUGGACAAUUUGCGGAUGGUAAACUGCUUCCCCGAGGGCACCAAGUCCGAGAAGUGCAGCACCUCGCAGGUCAAGUGCACUGCCAACAAGGUGCCCGUGUGCAUCCAUCUUCCCAGAAUCUGCGAUAUUACCAGGGAUUGCGAUGAUGCGGAGGAUGAGCAGCAGUCGUGUGAUAAAAUACCCUAUGGUGGUCGAUGUGACUUCGAGGAGGACUGGUGUGGUUGGCGGGACUCGGGAAAGACUACAUUGACCUGGUCGCGGCACACGGGAUCCUCACCCACCCACGACACCGGACCGGAUGGAGAUCACACGAUGCAGCAUCUGCAGAACAACACCAGUGGAUACUACAUGCUGGUCAAUAUGAACCAGCACCAGAACAACACCGAAAAGAACUCGAUCAUAGGAUUUGCCAGUAAUGCCAUAAUGGUCAGCAAGACCUUCAAUCCGCCGCCUUCUGUCCAUGGAAACCCGGACUCUGCCUAUCGCAACUCCUGCGUGGUGAGGUUCUUCAUCCACCAGUUCGGCAAGAAUCCGGGCAGCAUCAAUCUCUCCGUGGUGGAGAUGAAGGAGAAGGAGAACAUCACCACCACACUGUGGUGGAGCACCAAAAACCAGGGCAGCGAUUGGCUGAGGGCGGAAUAUGUACUGCCUAAUAUAACGUCCAAAUACUAUCUUCAAUUCGAAGCUCGCAUGGGCAUGAGAAUCUACUCGGAUGUGGCUGUGGACGACUUCUCUCUGAGUCCAGAAUGCUUUGGCCUCAAUAUCCCAGCAGAUCACCUGGGUGGCUACAACUACUGGGAUGUGCGGCAGAAUCUGAAGAGUCCCUCCUACAAAGACUUUGAGCACACCAACUAUCUUGAGCUAACCAGCUGCGAUACCCGUGGCAUGAUAGGACCUUCGCAGUCGCAGUGUGAAGCGUCCUACAGGGAGCAGAAUAAAACACAUGUCCUGCGAGAAGUCCAUGUGGUGGAGGACCAGAGCAGCUACAAGGGCAUGCAAAAGUGGAAGGUUCCCCACGAGGGGCACUACACAAUCAUUGCCAAGGGCGCCAGUGGAGGUCUGGGUUCGGGUGGCGUUGGCAGCUCUCGAGGAUCAGUGGCUGUGGCUGUUUUGGAGCUCCAUAAGCACGAGGAGCUCUACUUCCUUGUGGGUCAGCAAGGCGAGAAUGCCUGCAUCAAGUCCAUGGGAGUUCUCAAGGAGCCUGGCUGCGGUACCGAUCACGACCUGGAUUUGGGCCAAUAUAGCUUCCGCUCCAAGCAGGAUAUGGUCAAGAACAUCUAUAUCGAGAAUGGUGCCGGCGGCGGUGGUGGUGGCUCCUACGUGUUCCUCCUCAACCAGGCCAAAAACGAGGCAGUUCCUCUUUUGGUGGCUGGAGGCGGAGGAGGUCUUGGUAUUGGCCAGUACAUAGACGAGGACUUCCAGCAUGGUCAGAAGGCUAAGCCCCUGCAGGCGCCAGAAAGUGGACAGAUCAACGGAGAGCCACUGAACAAGAAGACCGCUGGCCCAGGUGGCGGAUGGAGGGCCAAGGAGGACCAGGCCCUGAGUCCCACCUACGGGGCAGCUCUACUUCAGGGCGGUCGGGGUGGCCACUCCUGCUAUGUGGAACUGGCGGACAAUGGAACCUCCGUUCACCGACAUGGCCAAGGUGGCUUCGGAGGCGGCGGAGGUGGCUGCAAUACCGGAGGAGGAGGUGGUGGCUACGCCGGUGGGGAUGUCUAUCUGACUGAGUCGAAUGGCGAGGGCGGUAGCUCCUACAUCAGUCCCAGUCGAAGUCUCCGCGAGAUUAGCGAAAUACAUGCGGGUGCCAGCAGUGGUCCAGGUGCCAUCAUCAUCAUUCCGGCCAUUGAGGGCUGCGGCUGCGACUACAGGUGUGUGGCCCUGGACGAGUUCCGGUCGAAGGUGCGGUGCAUCUGCCCGGAUGGCUGGAGCUUAAAGAGGGACAACCACACCGCCUGCGAGAUCCGCGAAGAGGCCAAGUCAUCCUACCAGUACCUCGUCUCCAUCCUGAUGGUCUCGCUGGCCGUGCUCUUCAUCUCCAUUGCGGCACUUAUCUUUAUGCUGUACAAUCGCUAUCAACGAAAGAAGCAGUCGAAAAAGCGCCACAAGAUGCUCGUAGAGCAGGAUCUUCAGCUAACACGAUUGCGCAACAAUAUCGAUGACUCCAAUCUGAACAACUUCAAUCCCAACUAUGGAUGCGAUGGCAUCCUCAAUGGUCACAUUGAUGUCAACAGCUUACCACAAGUGGCUCGCGACAGCCUACAGUUGGUCAAUGCCCUGGGCAAAGGAGCGUUUGGAGAGGUGUAUAUGGCCUUAUAUCGCCAUCGGGACGGAGAUGCUGUGGAAAUGGGCGUGGCAGUGAAGACCCUGCGCGAAGAUCCCAAGCGGGAGAAGGAGGAGGACUUCCUGAAGGAGGCAGCCAUCAUGGCCAAGUUCAAUCACCCGAACAUGGUGCACUUAAUCGGCGUAUGCUUCGACCGUCAGCCGUACUAUAUAGUCCUGGAACUGCUCGCCGGCGGGGACCUGCAGAAGUUCUUGAGGGAGAAUAGGAACACCCCAGAACGACCUUCCCUGUUGACCAUGAAGGAUCUGCUCUUCUGCGCCUUGGACGUGGCCAAGGGAUGUCGCUAUAUGGAGAGCAAGCGAUUCAUCCAUCGGGACAUUGCCGCCAGGAACUGUCUGCUGAGCAGUAAGGGUCCAGGCCGAGUGGUGAAGAUCGCCGACUUCGGCAUGUCCCGGGAUAUCUACAGAUCGGACUACUAUCGCAAGGGAGGCAAGGCCAUGUUGCCCAUCAAGUGGAUGCCUCCGGAGGCCUUCCUCGAUGGCAUAUUCACCUCGAAGACGGAUGUCUGGUCCUUUGGCAUUCUCCUGUGGGAGGUCUUCAGUCUAGGCCGUUCGCCAUAUCCAGGUCAGCAUAAUACCCAGGUGAUGGAGCUGGUGGUGCGUGGCGGUCGACUGGGGUCACCCACCGAGUGUCCCGUCUCCAUCUACAAGGUCAUGGCCGACUGCUGGAAUCCCACACCCGAGGAUCGGCCCACUUUCAUCACCCUGCUGGAGCACCUGACCGCCUGCACCCAGGAUGCGAGCAUAAUGAAUGCCCCCCUGCCCAAUAUCCUAGGACCCACGGCCUCCGAAAGGGACGACACCGUUAUCCGGCCGCCCAACGGCGAGGAGUUCUGCCUGGCGGUGCCGGACUACCUGGUGCCCCUGCCACCGGGUGGCAGCAGUAAUCCCUCUGUGGCCAGUGGUUCGGGCUAUGUUCCGGAAUCGCAGCGCCAGCAGAUGAGCUCCUGCACCCCGCCGGCGGUCACCUCUCCCGCUGCCCCGCAUCCCAGGCCGGUGGAGAAUCUCCCGCCGACCAGUGGUGACUGCUGGGAGACCUCCUUCAUACUACCGAACUCCAAGGUAGAGCCACCGGUGGCUGGGAGUGGCCACGACGUCCCACUGGCCGCCGGGGAGGAGGCCAAGCUGAUCAGCCUGGACACACCGCAGCCCACUCCUACCACCAUCCAGCCACCGCUGUCCUUCGCCUCGCAGCUGGACGGGAUCACGCUGGAUCCCUCGGCGCUGACCAAGGGUCUGCCCAACGGCAGUGCCAAGCAGUCGUACGCCAAUGUGCAGGUGAAGAGCGAUGCCGAGGGAAAGCCCCUCAACGGGGUGGUGGUGCCCAAUGGAACGGUGAUGAACGGGGAGGUCUCCACGGGAUCGGGUGGUGCCGAUUCGCCCUUCACCAUCCAGGGAUACGCGGAGCGCUACAAGGACAACAACAAUCAUUCCGAAAUCAGUUGUUAAACGGGCCCUCGGCAAUAUGGUAUCCCAAGAUCAGGAUUAUACCUUAAAAGUCAAUAACUCAGUUUUCCAAAUUAAUUGUUUCAUGAUUUUUUGAGAAGAUUUUUAAAAUCUUUUACCAAAAAUUACAGGUCAAAGAUCUACUAAUUAACAAUCCAAAUACAAAGGCUUUUGAGGUAUAUUCCUGAUCUUGGUCAGCAUCUUUAUCGCUCGAAAUUUGUCUUGUUUGGGGCAAUCACAAUUUGCUUGCGCCUCACCAGCGCUCUAAAUAUAUUUAUUCUCGAAUCAUAAAAUGAGAAAAACCAAAACAAUUGGUCUAACAGAAACCGAGUGAGAACUUCACAAACAAAAUUGUAUUGUAAUUUAAUCUUAAAUUUGUAUUGCGUAAAAACAAACAAAAAACCAAAGUCGGAUAACAAGAAACUGCAAGUAACAUAUAAACUUAGUUGAUAUAAAUAGUUUAGUUUUUUACCAGAUAUUAGUUUUGCGAAAAAAGAAAACAAAAAGUAAGUGAAGUAAAAGAACAUUUUGCGAGAGGUUGUAUAUAUUAAUUGUAUCUAAGUUUUACACUUGCCCUUAGUUUAAUUUGACUAUUUUUUUUACAUCUUUAGUUACCAUACCCUUAGUUAACGUUUUAAGCUGAUGACUGAAAUGCCAAACAAUAUUCCUAAAGUAAACAAAAAGUAAAGAACGAAACGAUAGCUUAUU
Molecule: messenger RNA, 6641 nt
Organism: Drosophila suzukii
Lineage: Eukaryota; Metazoa; Arthropoda; Insecta; Diptera; Drosophilidae
Gene: Alk
Product: Anaplastic lymphoma kinase
Biological process (GO): protein phosphorylation; positive regulation of kinase activity; cell surface receptor protein tyrosine kinase signaling pathway
Cellular component (GO): plasma membrane; signaling receptor complex
Molecular function (GO): transmembrane receptor protein tyrosine kinase activity; protein binding; ATP binding
Source: RefSeq, a predicted model, not a curated record